CAGCUGGAGACGGCUGCAGGGAAAGACUCCUCCUCAGCUCUCUCCAACGAGGUCAACGCCGCCGCCACCACCACCUCACCACCUCACCACCGUCAUUCACCAGUAGCAGCAGCACGGAGUCCAGUGUGCCCAGUGUGCCAAAGCAGCAGGGGUGCCACAAUCCUGAGACCCUCCCGCACCGCACCCAGGCAUUCCCCUCAAGCUUACACCCAUGUGACCGUAUCACAGGCAGCCUCAGGUUGUCGGAUGCUGAGGAUUUGCUGGAGCAGCCUCAUGCCGGGCUCUGGGAGCCUCGAAGCGCUGCUGGAGAAAGCAAAAGCCACUCUGAGCGGGAGGAGCGGGAGGAGCGCCCAGAGUCCAGUCACCUGACGACCCCACCAAGCCACAGAGGAGAUCUGCUCUGAGCGGGAGGAGCGCCCAGAGUCCAGUCACCUGACGACCCCACCAAGCCACAGAGGAGAUCUGCUCUGAGCGGGAGGAGCGCCCAGAGUCCAGUCACCUGACGACCCCACCAAGCCACAGAGGAGAUCUGCUCUGAGCGGGAGGAGCGCCCAGAGUCCAGUCACCUGACGACCCCACCAAGCCACAGAGGAGAUCUGCUUUUUCCAAGACACUUUCCAUGAGCUUGUCCUUGUCUCAUGGUUCAGUAUUGGUCCGUUAGAACGGUUAGCGCUCAGUCCUCUGGCAGGAGGCUCAUCAGAGGUGCCUCCAUCAUGCUGCCAGCAUCAUGGGAUGCCAAGCAGCUCUGAGCCAUGCCACUACCCAGACUGGACAGUAGGAGGUGGUGGAGGUGCCUGGAGGAGGUGCCACGGGCCCUUCACUCACUGCUUCCCCAAGAGGAAGACCAACAUGGAUGGGGACGAUGUAGAUGAAGGUGGAGAAAAAAAAAACACCCCCCCCAGCCGUUCUCUGGGGGUCGAAGGGCCCAGUCACGCCCUACCAACACAAGUGUUGAGGCAGAGAACACAAUCUCUCUAUACGCCUCUGGAGCUGAACCCUUCGCUGUGGCUGAACAGCUCAACAUGGCCAAUGGUGUGACUGUGAGUGACAUGAGUCUGGGAGCUAAGCUGGCCCAUGGGAACUCAUUGGAGGGAAGACCUACAGCCUCCCCAAUGGGGUCCCAGACACACAGAGAGAUGCCCUUUAGAUAAUGGCCCUGGUGCGCUCCAGUGUAGGCCAGGGAGAGGGCCAGAGGUCAGAGGUCAGAGGUCAGGUAGCCAGACCUGUUGGGAUUCAGCCAGCUGCUCUCCAUGGAGGCCCUAGAGCGAGGCAGCGCCUGCAGUCACAUGGCCCUGGUGCACCCUGCUCACCCUGACUCAGUUUCCACAUGCUCUGCUGUUUAACACAGGGCUGCAUGUCACUGGUGGAGGGCUUUAGCCAUGAGAGCCGGCAGCGCAAGAUGGUAGCCAAGGUGGACGAGCUGGUAGACAAGGUGGACGAGCUGGUAGCUAAGGUGGACGAGCUGGUGGCCAAGGUGGAUGAGCUGGUAGCUAAGGUGGACAAGCUGGUAGCCAAGGUGGAUGAGCUGGUAGCCAAGGUGGACGAGCUGGUAGCCAAGAUGGAUGAGCUGGUAGCCAAGGUGGACGAGCUGGUAGCCAAGGUGGAUGAGCUGGUAGCCAAGAUGGAUGAGCUGGUAGCCAAGGUGGACGAGCUGGUAGCCAAGGUGGAUGAGCUGGUAGCCGAGGUGACCAGCUGGUAGCCAAGGUGGACGAGCUGGUAGCCAAGGUGACGAGCUGGUAGCCGAGGUGACCAGCUGGUAGCCAAGGUGGACGAGCUGGUAGCCAAGGUGGACGAGCUGGUAGCCAAGGUGGACGAGCUGGUAGCCAAGGUGGAUGAGCUGGUAGCCGAGGUGACCAGCUGGUAGCCAAGGUGGACGAGCUGGUAGCCAAGGUGGACGAGCUGGUAGCCAAGGUGGACGAGCUGGUAGCCAAGGUGGAUGAGCUGGUAGCCAAGGUGGACGAGCUGGUAGCCAAGGUGGAUGAGCUGGUAGCCAAGGUGGAUGAGCUGGUAGCCAAGGUGGACGAGCUGGUAGCCAAGGUGGACGAGCUGGUAACCAAAGUGACGAGGUCAUCAUGAACUAUGUCUGCUUGGGUGUGCUGAAAUGGCUUCGGGCAGUUCCCCCGAUGACCAAAGUGGGAAUGCAUUGACACGACACUCUACCACCAUGUCUGCUAUUGUCAACACACUGAGUCGCUCACUUACAACACUCCUUUACAAGUAAACACAACAACACGGUUGUCUUUCUGAUUAGCGAUUUCAAAGCCAUACAUAAGAGACACGGGUUUAUUCGACCCAAACCAAUGUGAUCCGCUGUGACAAACCUUACCUUGUGUAUAUCUUGUUUGAUAUGUAAAGUAAAAUAAAUUAUAUGAAUCAUGAUGACACUUUUAAAAGAGAUUAUAUUCAGGCAUCUGAGAAGAAAAUAAUUAACCUUAGGGUAUAUACACUGAUAUUACUGAAGUAUACUUUUACAAAUUGAUAAUUAACUUUUUGGGGUGUAAUGUGUAGAUGGACCUCUAUUAGAUCUGUAUUAUAUUUGUAUUCAAUAUAUUAAAAGUUAUGUUACACAUGAUACAUAAAUAUAUAUAUGACAAAGAGCUCUAGACAAAUCAAUGUGCAAGACAAUACAUUUUAUUAAAUGAUACAGUCCAUUAUGACCUCAGUCUUUUUCAUUUGCUGAAUCCAACGUAGUUUAUGAAUCUUUGCACAUGAUCACUGAGUACCUUCCUGUUAUUUUAGUACUCAGCACUACUGUAACAUAUUAAAGGUUUAAAACGCUGCAACCUGA
This is a messenger RNA of Coregonus clupeaformis (lake whitefish), 2788 nucleotides long. RefSeq names its product UPF0134 protein MPN_138-like. Gene Ontology annotation, molecular function: mRNA binding. The record is from RefSeq and is a predicted model, not a curated record. Gene Ontology annotation, biological process: intracellular mRNA localization. NCBI's taxonomy places the organism in Eukaryota, Metazoa, Chordata, Actinopteri, Salmoniformes, Salmonidae. Gene Ontology annotation, cellular component: endoplasmic reticulum; nuclear outer membrane-endoplasmic reticulum membrane network; ribonucleoprotein complex. The coding region runs from base 1328 to 1699 and encodes 123 amino acids. The transcript has a single exon.